Messenger RNA from Astyanax mexicanus (Mexican tetra), 1632 nucleotides. RefSeq names its product protein NATD1 (gene natd1). The coding region runs from base 158 to 490 and encodes 110 amino acids. The record is from RefSeq and is a predicted model, not a curated record. NCBI's taxonomy places the organism in Eukaryota, Metazoa, Chordata, Actinopteri, Characiformes, Acestrorhamphidae. The transcript has 3 exons.
UGGAUGGAGUGUUUUUUUGCUGGGCUGUCUGAACGCCCUCAGUCCGCCUGGGCCAGCCCGGCUCUCAGCCUGCGUCUCGGGGCUGCUGCUGCUGCUGCUGCUGCUGUAUCAGACGCAGCGCUCUCACCGACUUUUAGCGCACCGCUGCUCCAGCACCAUGGCCCAGGCCGCCCAGAUCAACAUCCUGGAGAUCAGCAGCCCCAUUCGGGUCGAGCACGACAAGAAGCGGCGGCAGUUUAGCAUCCGUCUCAACGGUUCUUAUGAUAGAGCCGUGUUGCUGUAUGAGUAUGUGGGGAAGAAGACUGUGGACCUGCAACACACUGAGGUGCCAGAUGCCUACAGAGGACGGGGCAUUGCCAAGCAUUUGGCCAAGGCGGCGAUGGAUUUUGUGGUUGAGGAAGACCUGAAGGCUCACCUGACCUGCUGGUACAUUCAGAAGUAUGUAAAAGAAAACCCCCACCCCCACUACCUGGAGCAUAUCAUCCACUGAGGGAGGAGGAUGAAUAAAGGAAGUGACAGACUCUUGUUACUUAUUGGAUGCUUUGGAUGGGCGGGGUGGGGGUGGCUGGGUAUUCCUGAUCGUUUUAACUGAGAGAGGUUUUGUGUGAGAGAGAAUGGAUACUAGAAAAGAAAGCAUCAGCAGCUGUCCGGGCGAUGUUAUCGAAGCGUCUGCUUUGGAGCUUGCCUUGUUUGAGAGUGGAUGAGGUGUACUAUGGAGGGGAUCAGUGGGCCUCUCUUUUUCUGCAGCACUCAGGACACCAUGGUUAGUAGAUCUUUCAGCCAACCAGCCAACAUGGAAGGGUCCACGGAUAACACCCAAGACAACCAUUGGAAACUGUCGGUUUUAGCUUGUCACGCUUCACAUGCCUCUCCAGCCCCAAUGCCUUCAGGUCCAGCGGUGCUUAUUUACACACACAGACUUGCUCGCACUCACCAACAUGCAAAAAUUAAUAACCUGUUCAAAUGAAACUUGACGUGUGGGAAGCAAAGGUCACUGUAACAACAUUACCAAAUCGCCACUGUGUAUUUUAAGUAUGUUUCAGUCCGCGUGGCAUGUUUUGUCACAAACCAGGGCCAGUAAAGUAGUUGAAGCUUCUGAGACAAUCCCUCUCCUGCAGACUACAGGGCCGAAACCUCUCAGGAUGGACACCUUAACACACACCGCUGCCCUUCAGCACAGGGAGCCUGUAAAAUGUGCUUGGGGUGUGUUUGCAUAACAGAAGCAUGCGUGACUUAUCUGUUGUCUGUAAGAGAGUAUGUGUUAUUUUUGUGUGUGUGUGUUUGUGUGUGCGCGUGUGUGUUAUUACCAUACCUUCCCCAUGGCCUUAUCAGAGAUGGUGACAGUGAAGGCCUCUAAUGGCCUUUACUAUCUCCACCAAAGCAGGGUGAGCUGGGUGCUCAAAUAACAGCAUCAAAAUCUGCCCUGUCAUUCAGACAGCCGUAGCAACACCGACGUCUCUGAUGAGGAUGAUGGUUGUUGUCUCUAAACGUUUAGAGGCUUGCCAUAGUCUGUUCUCUUUUGUUACUGUGGAAGAUUGUGACGAAAUAAUGUCUGAAAUUCAUCACGUUUUUACACAUUUAUGUACUCUAUAUCAAUAUUCUUGUUUUUAAAUAAAGAAAGGAAUAAAUAUA